This is a messenger RNA of Stegodyphus dumicola, 1408 nucleotides long. RefSeq lists its product as uncharacterized. The record is from RefSeq and is a predicted model, not a curated record. Lineage: Eukaryota; Metazoa; Arthropoda; Arachnida; Araneae; Eresidae.
CGAAACUUUUAUCAUGUUAUUCGAUGAGGGGUAGGGCUAUGGCGCCCAGGCACCCUGGUGGUUAAGCACCGCAGUUCAACAUAGAACAAUUUCGCUCAUUGCACACUGACCGCUUCUAGCGAAACUGUUCUGAAUUUCACUGAUAUGGGCGGGUGACAUUUCUUUUAUUAUUAGAGUUUUAUUCACCUGCAAAAAGUGAGAAAAAUAAACCAAAAACUCGCAAUCUGGAAUUUUCAGAUUACGAACUAGUACCUCAGAGAAGGGUUUAUUUAUGAACCAGAACCGCGUACAUCUUCGCUUAACAAUGCACUAAGCUAUGAAGGACUUCAAUAUUAGUCCUACCUAAGAGAUCAGAAAAUAAGCUUCGAAAUGAAAUGUAUUAAGAAUCUAACGCUAUGUACCGGUAAAUGAAUUUUUUUUUUUUUUUUUUUUUUUUUUUUUUUACCAUUUUGUGUCUUACAUUCUAAAAUUCUUAAUCUCUAUGAGCCUAAAUAAUUCUUCUAAUUUGUAAUAAAAUAUUAUUAAAAAAAUGUAAUCUGAAAAUUUUAAAUUACAACCUAACACCUCGAAAAGGUUUUCCUUCAGUCGGUUUAAUGAAUAAAGAUAUCAACUGCUCUUAAAUCUGGCUACCACGAUCAGGGCCGGAUUUAAACUUGAUAAGGCCCUAAGCUAUUUAAGAUACGGGGUCGUUUGUAAGUCUGUUAUAGUAUAUUUAUACUACAUUUUAAUUUUUUUCGGGGGGGGGCGCUAUAGCUUGUGUAGCCUAUACGUAAAUUCUGCACUGAUCACGAUUCUAAUCAAAAGCUUCAGCAACCCAGCAUCGUCUUGGUACAUUGAAGAACCGUCUCCAUAGUAACGCCCAGUGGCGCCAUCUGGGAGUGAUCCUCGACAGCAGCCGCUCACGGAGAUGCAGACAGCAUUGGAGGAGGGAAAAAAAGGGUUGACCAGGACAGCGUAAAUCGUACAUUAAGAUGUACCUGUUCGUGGCUUUGAUUUUCUUUGCAAGUGCUGCUUCUCUUACAGAUUCGAAAGAGUGGAAAAUUUUUGAAAAUGGUGACGUGUAUAGCCACAAGAUGCCCGGUGAUCAAGAGCAACACAAAGCUGAUGAAGUUCAAAAAAAUAUAAUUCUUGGAAACCACAGUCCAGAAGAACAUGAAAGGAUUCAACAUCAGCAAGCCAAUCCAUCUCAGGCCCCAAAACUGAAACAAUCUAGGAAGCAUACACCUCAAAGGCACCAUAAGAAAAGUGUAGAAGAAGAAAUGCAUUUGAAACCACUUAAUGAACGACACCAUAAAUUUCCCAAUCCUGCACUUCUAAACAAGAUUUAUGAUCCGAAAUCUGCAAACAUACACCUUAAUAAACAGAAGCUUCUGAGGCAGGUUAAACACGAGUAAUAAAUCACCAUAUA